AACAGAUAAGUGCCGUAUCGUUCGGUAUUGUGGCUAACGGUUCUUUUCAAUAGGUAUGAUAAAGAGAGUCUCCCUAUACGACUCUAAUAGUCAAGCUAAACAGUUUUGCAUGUUGUUCAGGCGCCGCAGAUGCUAGAAUGUCCAUCUAUCCAUGGUCGGGCAUUCCUCUUGAGACUAGAUAUCCCGAGCCGAACAUAGUUCCGCUGCCACGGAUUUCCAAGGCUUCACCUAACAACACUUCUAUGACGGCCUAGAGUUCUAUAAACAUCUUCGCCCAUGUUGCAUUCGGUCCACCCUCGAUACGACCCGUUUUCUUUGCUGUCGAUUAACUCGGGCAUGUACGCUUAAGUGCACUUCCAUACCCUGAUUUAAGUGGACCAACGUGCUGUCGUUCUGCCAUUUCUGUUGUUUCAUCCAUAAACGCUGGCUGGUCGUCUGCCUAUCCUUUUUCAAACGGUCCAGGUCUCCCAGUGGCAAUUUUUACCGUUGCUGGACGACACAAUGAUCUGCGAACGCUAAUCCUCAGGCCUCAAGAUCGACCUGUCAACAUGCAUCGCCCAGCGUUCGGCCCUCCAUCGUAUCCCCGUAGUUUCUGAAGUCAACUGCCUCCGACUAUCGGCUGUUGCUCGAAUGCAUGUAACACGGAAGCGCCACGGAAUGUCCCUUAUAGCGAGUUGCCCUCCACCUAUGGUGUCUUACCGAUGAAUAGUCACUGAAUACGGAUACGCUAUCUCCUUCCUCGACACAGCUCAAACCGUAUUCGCGUGUUAUUUAUAUAUUCUGCAACAUGAUCGACCCCAGCGAUCACUCACAUUGUCCAUUAUCUUGACAUUGUGAAGGGCGCGACGUUUCACAUUGCACAAGUCAUCCUGAACCAUCACACGUUCUGUCCGAUCCCUAUUUGGAUUUUGCAGAGCACACCUUGGGCGUUCAGCCAGGAAGAUGCACUCCGCUACACUAAUGGAUGUCGCAAACACAUUAUUACCGGAUUGUCUUUGCAAGCUUCUACUUUCUACGUCGAGGCAACCUGAAUUAAAAAUCACAUCGAAGUUCUUCUGGACGCUGAGCAAGCUUCUAUAUACUGUCGAUUUGUCCUCCUCUCGAUAAAUCAGUAAUCAGUCCUCCUAUGGGAGACAAAGGCUUACUGGACCUGCCGAGGAAAGAUAUCAGCAGGUACACAUAGCGUGUCCAGUGUCUUUCAAUAUGGGUAAACCCGUAUACUGAAGUCCUACCUUUCCCCACUUCUCCGUCGUGUCAGAUAGCCUUCAGUCAAUAUACGCACACCUGUACGUAGGUUUAUAGUAUGGCGGAGUUUGACGUUUAUGACAGUUUCGAAUUGUUCAUGCAUAAUGUCCUCCAUGUCGUAGGCAUAUGCAUCUUGUACUACGACUAUAUCAUCACAUUCGCCAAUGAGGUCUCCUACAUCUGGUCAAACCCUAGGACACACGCGUCGUGGCUGUUCUUGCUGAAUCGAUACUUUUCAAUUCUUAGCGACGUUGCCGUCGUUUCGGCAAAUUUUGCGGACUUCAUGACCGUUGAAGCAUGUAAAAAUUACUAUUUCUUUCGCCAAAUGAUGCUGGUUAUCGCUCAGGUUAUCGUUUGUAUCAUCUCCUUUCUCCGAACAUACGCUCUGUAUGAGCGGAGUAAGCGAAUCAUGACUUUUAUCGUCUCCGUCUUUUUGGUUCUUUUCAGUUUGGCUUGCUGGUCCCUCAUCGGCCAGAAUUCGGAGUAUAGUAUCAGACAUGGAUGCCAGCAGGCGAUAAGCAAGCCCACUGGUAUUCACCUUGCGGUGGCCUGGGAGGCCUUGUUUGCUUACGACUGUAUGAUCUUCGCCCUCACCAUCUACAAGACGUAUCAAGAGAGAACCCGAAGUAACGUAGCAAUGCUCAAUAGCUUGGUCGAACUCAUCUGGCGAGAUGGUGCUAUCUACUUUGCUGUCAUGGCUUGCGCGAAUGCUGCGAAUGUUUUGACGUUCUACUUCCUCUCGCCCGAGCUCAAGGGUCUAUUAUCCACAUUCGCUAGCAGUGUCUCAGUGACCAUGAUGUCCCGUAUCAUGCUCAACCUCCACGAAUCGGCCUCUCUUACCAAAUUCAACCCGACACCCGGGUCCAUAUCGACAUCAGACCCGUCGAACAGCACAUUGAUUUUCACUUCCCGGAUAACUAUGCCUUCUACAGCAUUGGGUCAUAAUGUCAGCGUUGACCACCACACGGUAUCGGAACACUCCCGCAGUGCAAGUAAUUGUAUCAGUCACGGAUGCCAGGCAUCUGGAGAAGGCUUGAGCCCCGAUCCGGAGGUUCCUAUCGAAUUGGAAAAUAUAGGCACGACGACUGUGGUCGCCGAUGGAAGUAUAGGUCGCGUCUAGGGUUUCUUGCCAUGCUGGAUUCAUGGCUCUUUGUAUCGUAUUUGUACGUUGUACGCUAGAGGGCUUCGCUUGUAUCAGUACUUGUAGCAAUGUCACGGCGACAUCCCGACUCUUUCGACAGAGGACAUCAUGUGAAUAUCUGUCACUAUUAACGGAUGCUAGUGAUGCC
Somion occarium is the source of this 2534-nucleotide messenger RNA. NCBI's taxonomy places the organism in Eukaryota, Fungi, Basidiomycota, Agaricomycetes, Polyporales, Cerrenaceae. The record is from the annotation of a GenBank genome assembly.